UGAUUCAAAUAUAAACAGGAUCAUAUGAGCGAACCAGACCGGAUAGUCGCACAGUCCCAAAAGCCUGGAACCACUCCUUCAAAAUCACUGUUACUACAGCCAUCACUUAAGCGCCAGGGAGGUAAAUUAUGACAUGCAGCGCACCAUACCACACAUGAUACGCUGAUAGGAUAGUAGUAUUAGUAACCUUACAGGCUAAGAUCUUCACAAGUGUCAUUUCCACAGCUACGGGAUCUCGUGUUCUCGCAUAAAAUUAUUCCAAUAGGCAAUAUUUACGUAUCGUGUGAAGCGAGAGGCUACGCACGUGCCGAAUGUUGGGGAUCCGAAGCCAAAUGUCCGUACUGAGAGGGGUUUAGUGAUAUUUGCUUUUGGGGCAUUUCAUGGUCUACUUAAAGUGAUGAUCUUCAUACAUCGCAUGAGAAUAGGAAAACUCUUGAAUGAGACUCGGGUUUUCUUUCAUCCUGAUUAUAUAUAUACUGUUUCCCACGCUCGUUUUUCGACGCUCCUGAAAGUCCUUAAAGAGAGCACGAGAAGUUCUGAUUUUAUUGAGAUGGCGUUCCUCUUCAGCCCAUCGAUCUUGGGCCUUGCUGCGGUUGCAGGGCUCGUGAUCUACCUACUCUUCUUCUCAAAACCAAAACUUCCUCCUGGAACGAAGAAACUUCCUGGACCAAAAGGAAUACCACUUCUCGGCUCAGUGCCUGACCUACCAGCAAAACACUCAUGGCUUCAAUUCUAUGCGUGGACCAAACAGUACGGUCCAAUAUGUCAGGUCAAGCUUGGCGCAGAUACAUGUGUUUUAGUUGCAGAUCCGAAGAUUGUAGAGGAUCUGCUUGUUAAACGCGCGGCGAAGUAUUCGGGUAGAGUGCACUUUUCUGCUAUUUGGGGGGACUGUGCAACGGACGGACAUUAUUUGCCUCUGAUGACAAGUUGUCGUAUGUGCUGAAAUCCUGAGGAACAUUUGCCAGGAAAAUCAUUGCCAGCAUGCCCAAAGCCCGUCUCAGCGAAGUAGCCACCGAGCAGACCAAAACCCUGAUCCUCAAACUCCUCCAGGAACCAGAAAAUUUCGGUACAUCGCUAGAGAGGUGUUGCGGAGGAAUCUCCUCAGCUAUGGCAUGGGAGACGACAAGUCCCGAGAUCGCAAAAGGCGUAUGCGCAACAUCACUCGGCCUCCUCGAAGUCAUCUCCCCCGAAGCAAUCCAGAACAAGCUCCCCUUCCUCGAACAAAUUCCUCUCUGGGUGCCCAAUUUCCUCCAGCCCUGGCGAGCAAAGGAGAUCGCCCGCGCGACAUUCGAGCGGGAUUUCUGGCUAGGUCAGCGAGCAAAGACGAAAGCCCGCAUUGAGAGCGAGAAAGACGCGCAGGAGUACUCGUGGACGCGGGAGUCGCUGAAGGAUGCGUCGCUGCAGGAUGAGGAGAAGGCGUACUGCGUGGGCAUGAUGACGCUUAUUGCCAGCGUGCUUGAGUCGUCGCCGAUUCAGGGCUGGGUCGUGGCUAUGGCCAUGUAUCCCGAGUGGCAGAAACGCGCGCAGGAGGAGGUGGAUGCGGUUUGUGGGGAGAGGAUGCCCUCGUCGGAGGAUAUUCAGAGGUUCCCUGUUGUCAGGGCUCUGAUUCGUGAGGUAUUCCGUUGGAGAAGUCCUGUGCCUUUUGGGGUGCCGCAUAUGCUCACGGAAGACGAUGUGUAUGAGGGAUAUCACAUUGCCAAGGGAAGUGUGGUAUUUGCUCUUGAGUGUGCGAUGUCACGGGAUGAAGCAUUGUAUCCGGACCCAGAGAACUACCGACCAGAGCGCUGGCUCGACCCAGCAUUCCCCACGUACAAAGAACCACUGACUCAUUAUCCGUCCCUUAAAAACCACUCAGCCUUUGGAUGGGGAAGACGGCAAUGUCUUGGAUUGGACUACACGGAGAUAGUACACGUGACUAUUGUUGCUUCGAUUCUGUGGAGCUGCAACAUCCAAAAGAAGAUUGAUCCAAAGACUGGACAGGAGAUUGAAUUGCCAUGGAUGGAUUACUCUCCUUUCGUGAUUGUAAGGCCGAUGCCAACUCAGUUGGAUAUUUUGCCGAGAUCUCAGGAGAGGAUCAGGUUGUUGUCUUCUGGCACUUUUGGUUAGAAGGAAAACGUAUCUUGUUUCACCACAAUGAAAUAGAAAUAGCUGAAUGAAUUAUAUACUAAAUCUGAGCUUUAAUUUCCGGCGGGAUUAAGUGGUCGCGGUUUGACGAGGAGCUUGCCUCGUAUCUCACCGAAACCAAUGAUACAAUUCGGAUCCCACCGGAGCCGGCCAGACGCAAGACCCUGCACUGGAAAUCGAUCAUCAUGUAAUCUAUAAGUUUAUAGGUAUUGGACGCGGGGUAAAUAACCCACUUUGAUGUCGCUCUUGUCCUUCUGUUUGUCCGUCAAAACUCGUUUCGCUUAUCUUAUCGUUUAUUAGCAAAGUCCCGAGUAGGCGGUUUUCGACGUCAGGGGACAGG
Messenger RNA from Cadophora gregata, 2464 nucleotides. RefSeq lists its product as uncharacterized. Lineage: Eukaryota; Fungi; Ascomycota; Leotiomycetes; Helotiales; Ploettnerulaceae. Gene Ontology annotation, molecular function: monooxygenase activity; oxidoreductase activity, acting on paired donors, with incorporation or reduction of molecular oxygen; heme binding. The record is from RefSeq and is a predicted model, not a curated record. Bases 982 to 2106 code for a protein of 374 amino acids. The transcript has 5 exons.